GGGAGAGAGGGAUUGGGAUCGAGAGAGGGAAGGAGGGAGAGAGAAGCUAAACAGGUGGUCUGAAAACACACAGAAAACAAUGUCGUCCGGCGGGGAGAAGCGGAAAGGCCGUCAGUCCUCGCUUCUGUAAAGGAAUACCAGCACAGCUGCGGAGCCGAACAAACAAAAAACCCAUGCUCCUUUUUUAUUUCCACGCGGAUUCCUCCUCCUCCUCCUCUCGGUUUUACUCCGAAUCUGGGCAAGAUCUCGGAUACUGAACCAUGAAAGUCACGGUGUGUUUUGGCAGGACCCGGGUGGUGGUGCCGUGCGGGGAUGGAAAUAUUAAAGUCCACACACUCAUCCAGCAGGCUGUCAUGAGAUAUAAGAAGGCUAUCGCUAAGGAUGCCAGUUACUGGCUGCUGGUGCACCGGCUGGAGCACGGCGACGGCGGCAUCCUCGACCUGGACGAUGUUCUCUGCGACGUGGCCGACGACAAAGACAGGCUGAUCGCAGUGUAUGAGGAGCAGGAGCCCCACCAUGGAGGCGAUGGCACCAGCGCCAGCUCCACAGGGACCCAGAGCCCCGACCUGUUUGCUGCAGACCUCAGUGCUGGCAGUGGAGCCUCGGCCUUCCAGCCCUACCAGGCCGCCAGUGAGAUCGAGGUCACGCCAUCGGCCCUGCGCACCAAUAUGCCCCUCCACGUGCGGCGCAGCAGCGACCCCGCCCUGCUGACCAUCAACGGGCCGCUCAGCAGCGGCGAAUCACGGGUACAAACAGAAGAACCGCCAUCGAGGAAGAACCCAACACGCUGGUCCACCACCGCCGGCUUCCUGAAAGUUCGCCACUCCUCUGGCACCAACAGCCUCGAGAGGAAGGGUAAAGCUAUGGACACGUACCGCAGUCUGCCGCGGGAUGCAGGGACAUGGGCCAAUCAGAGAGAGUUUCAGAGAGAGACGGCCCGCUCAUCGCUCAGCGCCAAUCACCCCAUGGUGGACCGCUGGCUGGAGAGACAGGAGCAGGAGGACGAGGCCAGAGAAGAAGAAAACGGCAGGAUUGAGCCGGUUGGCCGAGCCGACUCGUGCAUGGACCACAACCCUGUCAGGUCACUAGAUUUAAUAUGCAGAGACAUAGUCAAACUGGUGGAGGUGUCAAACGACGGUGGGCCCCUGGGAAUCCACGUGGUGCCUUUCAGUGGCAGGGACCGCAGGACUCUUGGCUUGUUGGUCAAGCGUCUGGAGAAGGGAGGCAAGGCCGACCAACAGGGCCUCUUCCAGGAGAAUGACUGUAUCGUCUGUAUCAAUAACGGAGACCUGCGAAACAUCCGCUUUGAACAAGCCCAGAACAUGUUCCGUCAGGCCAUGCGCUCUCCUGUCAUCAUGUUCCACGUGGUGCCGUCAUCGAUGAAGGCCAACUACGAACAGCUGUCCCACGCUGAGAGGAACCCGGCGUACGCCUCGGGCCGUUUCAGCCCCGACUCCCUGACUGGCAGCACCGUCUCCGGCAUGGACCACACCCCGCAGAGGGUGUCCCGACACGGCUCCCAAACUCACCCACAAUCCCAUCUGCACCCUCAAUCCCAUACUCACUCAGAGCAGACCGACGGCUACCCCCCUCUGGCUCACCCUAUGGUCUCUGCAGCCAAGCCGCCGACAGGCCACACGCCUUCGCCUCAGAGGGGGCUCAACGCCACGCCAACAGGAGGAUUUACCAAAAAAGUUGGGAGGAGGCUCAACAUCCAGCUAAAGAAAGGUCCCGAGGGACUCGGCUUCAGUAUAACGUCCCGGGACGUUCCCAUCGGCGGCUCGGCGCCCAUCUACGUCAAGAACAUUUUGCCUCGGGGAGCUGCCAUCCAAGAUGGCCGCCUCAAGGCAGGAGACAGAUUGCUGGAGGUGAAUGGAGUGGACCUGAACGGGCGCACCCAAGAGGAGGUGGUGUCUCUGCUCCGGGCCACGCCCAUGGGCGGUGCCGUGGGGCUGCUGGUUCUACGCCAGGAGGACACUUUCCUCCCCCGAGACGCGAAUGCUGAGCCCCAGAUGCAAAGCCCCAGAGAUGUGCAUCCAAGGCAGCCCGUGACAGCUGGGAAACCCCAUUGGCUGAUUGAGAAGAGCGAGGAGGACGAGUUGGUCCUGACUCCAGACGGGACCAGAGAGUUCCUGACCUUUGAGAUCCCCCUUAGCGACUCCGGUUCAGCUGGGUUGGGUGUCAGCGUCAAAGGCAAUCGCUCAAAGGAGAACCACGCUGACCUGGGCAUUUUCGUCAAAUCCAUCAUUAAUGGAGGGGCAGCCUGCAAGGACGGCCGGCUUCGAGUGAAUGACCAGUUGAUUGCUGUGAAUGGGGAGUCGCUAUUGGGCAAAACCAACCAGGACGCCAUGGAGACGCUACGCAAGUCCAUGUCAACGGAAGGCAACAAACGCGGGAUGAUCCAGCUCAUUGUGGCCAGACGAGUGGCCAAAAGAAAUGAGGGGAGCCCAGGGAGCCCGCUGGGGGGCAGCCAGCAGACUAUGAACACCUCCCUGGAUGACCACGAGCGCCGGAUCUCCCACUCUUUGUACGGUGGCCUGGAGGGCCUUGAUGACAACUUGAUGCCACGACAGGGCAUGAUGCCACGCACAAUAGGAAACUAUCAGCUCUCGCCGACCGUCAACAUGCCGCAGGACGACACGGUGAUCAUAGAGGACGACGGGCCACCGCUCCUCCCUCCCAACCUCUCCGACCAAUCAUCGUCCAGCUCCCACGACGAUGUGGGCUUCACCGCUGACAUGACGCCGCCCUGGGCCAAAGAGCUGCCCCCUCAGAAUGACAGCUCCCUGAAUCCAGAUGAAAAUAAUCCAGACGGCAACUUCCAAAGGGAAGGCUUUGGGCGCCAGAGCAUGUCGGAGAAACGCACCAAGCAGUUUGGAGACGCCUCUCAGCUGGAGAUCAUCAAGACACGCAAGUCCAAGAGCAUGGAUCUAGUAGCCGACGAGAUUAACCUCACCCCUCGUCCAGACACCAACACAGGUUCUUCCACAAAAGAUGUGGGACCAUCACUAGGCUUAAAGAAGUCCAGCUCUCUCGAGAGCCUCCAGACGGCUGUUGCCGAGGUAACCCUCAACGGGGACCUCCCCUUCCACCGGCCGCGUCCCCGUAUCAUCCGCGGGCGGGGCUGCAACGAGAGCUUCCGAGCCGCCAUCGACAAGUCCUACGACCGACCCGCUGCAACGGAAGAAGACGAUGAGGGCAUGGAGACAUUGGAGGAGGACACGGAGGAGAGUUCCCGAUCAGGGAGAGACUCUGUGUCCACGGUGGCCGACCAGACCCCGCUGUCCGCCAACGAGAAACCCCUGGUCAACGGCACCAAUCGCACCAAAGAGGAGAAGAAGAAAGACAAAGACAAGGGAGGGAAGGAGAAGAAGAAGCCGGAGGGAGGGAAGGAGAAAGACAAGGGAAAAGCCAAGAAGGGCAUGCUGAAAGGACUCGGGGACAUGUUCAGGUUUGGGAAGCACCGUAAAGACGAGCGGCCAGGAGAAAAGCUGGAUCGUAAAGGCUCCAGCAAGUGGAGGGUGGAUGAGACGCAGGUUUCAGACGAGGAGAUGAUGAAGAUGAGGAUGGAGCAGGAGAGGAUCCAGGCCAAGACCAGGGAGCUGAGGGAGCGCCAGGCCAGGGAACGGGACUACGCCGAAAUCCUGGACAUAAGCCGCACACCUGAGAGGGGCUCAGAAGAGGAGCACCCGUAUGCAGGCAUCAACCCCUUGAACAGCUCUGUGGACAGUGGGCACAGCCGGCCCCACAGCCCCCGGGACGAUUACCCCCACAUCCAUCCACACCACCAGCACCAGCACUCUGAUUCCCACUACACCCAAGUCAGCAAAGCUCGCAACGACCGGCCGCCUUCUGCAGACAGUAACCGGCUAGCCCCUAGCAACCACGACCGGAUACAGAGGCUGAGGCAGGAGUUCCAGCAGGCCCAGACCGUCCCGGACGACCCCGACGACCGCAGGAGGACCUACAGCUUUGAGCAGCCCUGGUCAAACACCAGCAGCAACGGUCAGGGCGCGUACAGCCAGCCGGGUCGCCACUCGGUGUCGGUCGAGGUUCAGAUGCAGCGGCAGAGACAGGAGGAGAGAGACUCCUUCGCCCAGGCACAGCGACAGUACAGCUCCCUGCCACGGCAACCCAGAAAGAACCCCAGCUCCAUCUCCCAGGACCCGUGGGAUAAAGCAUCCCCGCCCGGCGAAGGCUUCCAGACAGCAAAGGACAACCCCAGGUACUCUAGCUACCAGGGCUCCAGGAACGGCUACCCGGGCGGCGGCGGGGUCAACGCCAGAGUCCUUCUGGAGGCCCAGGAGCUCCUGAGGCAGGAGCAGAGGCGGCGAGAGCAGGAAGCCAAAGGGAAGCUAAUGCAGGAGAGCAUCGGUCACAGCAGCUAUGAGGCGUACCCUAGAGCGCACCUGAAGGACCCAGCCUCCCCCAAGGGUCCGUACCGCCAUGAUGUGCCACCUUCGCCCUCGCAGUUAGCAAGGCUUAAUAGAAUUGGGUCAGAGAAAGGAAGACUUUUUUAUUCUUGAGGAGUAUUGUUGGACUGAUGGAUGAAGAGCUGAACAGAGAACUUGUGCUUCGAAAGGGGGAUUACCUUGAAGAAACAAAAAGGUGGACGCUAUAAAUCUUGACAAAGGGACAACCUAGAGGACUUAUAGCUUAGCGAUGAUCCUAGAGGUAACCAGAUGUGAAGUGUACUCAGUAUGUGGGUCUUUGUUUUCAAUCCCUCGCUGUGCCGAUGACCUAUACCAGUCAGUCAGUCAGUCACCCUCCUACAGAUAUGAGACGCUCAGUGCCUUCUCUGCACUCACCAACACGAUGCUUGUUCACAGUCGUCCAGGACUCUGAUUCAUCGAGAUCUGGCACCGGCAUGUGCUGACAAUCAAAUGGGCAGACAGGCAAGUCAGUGGGCCUUCUUUAGAGCCCAUGGAGAGGCGUAAGUUUCUGUGUGGGUUUGUGUGUGGGCAUGUAACAAGGUUGCAUGUUUCACAAUCAAGUACAUGUGUCGUGGCGUCACAAAGUGUCCCGUGGAUGACUGGUCCCAUCGGUCCCAAAUCACCCUUUCUUCACUUCGCUAAAGUUAACAUUCAACCCCAUACUGGCACUGCCGGCGUUUCUCUGCAUUCUGUUUUCUCUACUUUCAGUGUUUUCUCCUCAGCGAUCAAGCUCUUUCACUAGAGUACUCCCCGGGGAGAAGAAAAAAAACAAGGCAAAGUGUAUGAAAGAAGCAGGGCACACUGUGUGUGUUAUUAAUAAAAAAGCCCCCCUCAUAAAUGAUUCAUAUCGUGUGUUAUCUCCAUGGAGGUGACCCAGGCAGAGAGGGUAGACAGCUCUGAUCCUCUGCCUGGCUCCCCUGCACCGCUCUGGGCUUGAUUUGCUGGCCCGCCUGCCUGUCUGUCUGGAGCUUUGGCUCCUCUCCUUCUCGACACCUCUCUGUUCAUUACCUUUCUUUCUUCUACCUCAACGCCCCCCACCUUCAUCCUCCUCUCCGCUCUGCUCCGCUCCUCGCUCAUCUCCCACCUUCCUCUCAUCUCAUCUCCCCCGGCCCCUCCCCCCUUACUCUUCCCCCUGCUACCCGCCACCACCCUCGUCCCCGUCUCCCGAGUCAGGCUCUGCACUGAAUUUUUCAUCACAAGCCACCUGCUGCCUGCCAGAGCCAAAGAACGCUGCCACCAGAGGAACCGACAGAGGGCCCGGCUUCUGACAUAAAGAGAGGAAUGAAAGCAACAACAAAAAAGAGGCAGAAUAAAGAUGGGUGGAUAGACAAUAAGCCUGCCAGUGUGAGAUUAGCUUGUACUUUUCUCCUGUUUAACAAAAGGCAAAAUUGUCUCAGGAGUAAAUUGCUUUUAAUUGGUUUUUGUAUUUUUUACCUUUUUAAGCAUUUGGCUGACACUCUUCUCCAAAAUUUACAGAAAUGUUUCUUAGAACUGCUUAUUUCCACACAAAAAAAUAGAUUGUAUGAAAACAUUUCAAAGUGUGGUCUGUGAAUUAUCCAGAGUAGAGCCUGGUCAGGGGUGUAGCACAAAGUUCUGGACCCCAUAGGCAUUCUCUGUGGGUUCCUCCCCAUAUCCACAGCUACAGUAUAUUUAUUUAUUUGUGGGCCCUCCUCACAUGAGGAUCAUGUAUACUCAAUCCCCCCCCAGUCCAACGCCCCUGGGCCUGGUUACAAUAGAAAGUGGCACUGCAACGUUCAUCUGCAAGACCACACAAAGUAGGCGGUGCAAAAACAUUACUGACAUAUUCGCAGGGCCAGAACAAUGCUGCGGUAGUCAGUCACAAUCAUGAUCACAAUAGCUCUCCGAGUUAGCUAGCUUGCUAACUGCCAGUUAGCGGACUUGUUACAUCAGUAACAGCACAGUAGGUUCACACCAUUUAUUCAGAAGACGUAUUUGGACCAUCGACUCCUGUCUUAUAGCUGUGCGUCUUUACGGAUGUAGUUGAUACUACAACAGAGGAGACUUUUUCGAAUGCUGUGAGGACCACACAUGAAAUUUAAUUUACCUCCACUGUAUUAGAGUGGAGACAGAAAUCUCAAAUCCUGGACAAAUUAAACCCAAACUAUCUAUGUUCUUGUAAUUUCUGUAAACUGACCCUUCAAGCA
Sander lucioperca (pikeperch) is the source of this 6598-nucleotide messenger RNA. RefSeq names its product par-3 family cell polarity regulator alpha, b (gene pard3ab). NCBI's taxonomy places the organism in Eukaryota, Metazoa, Chordata, Actinopteri, Perciformes, Percidae. The transcript is spliced from 27 exons. The record is from RefSeq and is a predicted model, not a curated record. Gene Ontology annotation, biological process: establishment of cell polarity; cell adhesion; intracellular protein localization. Gene Ontology annotation, molecular function: phosphatidylinositol binding; protein binding. Bases 261 to 4526 code for a protein of 1421 amino acids. Gene Ontology annotation, cellular component: cell cortex; adherens junction; apical plasma membrane.